Molecule: messenger RNA, 513 nt
Organism: Camellia sinensis
Lineage: Eukaryota; Viridiplantae; Streptophyta; Magnoliopsida; Ericales; Theaceae
Source: RefSeq, a predicted model, not a curated record
AUGUGUUACUUGGCAACCGAAGAUCAUGAAUGUGCUUGUGCAGGACAGGGAUUGUAUAAUUUCAGGUAUGGUAUUCUAGCAGCUUUAACUUUAACAACCUCAUCAGCUCUAUUUAUUGGUGUAAGAAGUGCGGUGGAUACUGUGUUGGCAGAUUCUGAGUGUUAUGGCCUGGCCGGCUCAGAUGUUCGAAUGUCCUGUUUCGUUAACAAGGCUUUAGUAAAUGUUGGUGGUGAACUUGCAAAGGUUGUCCUUGGUCGAGUUUCAACAGAAGUGGAUGCUUGUCUUGCGUAUGACACACACAGCAUUGUUAGGAAGCAUGCUUUUGUCUUAUCUCAAACUACUUUGAGUUGUUGCUCAGUAUAUUCAACCUCCAUUGAAUAUGAACUGUUCAACAAAGCUUGUAAUGUAUGGGUUUCUACUCAGGGAAUAGAGGCAUCAAGAGUAUUGGAAUCUGAAGGCAUACAGACACACUUGACUUUUGUUUACAGAUGUGAAACUCCAUUUAUCAAGUGA